Messenger RNA from Gastrolobium bilobum, 1550 nucleotides. RefSeq lists its product as uncharacterized. Gene Ontology annotation, cellular component: nucleus. Lineage: Eukaryota; Viridiplantae; Streptophyta; Magnoliopsida; Fabales; Fabaceae. Bases 26 to 1414 code for a protein of 462 amino acids. Gene Ontology annotation, molecular function: ubiquitin-protein transferase activity; metal ion binding. The record is from RefSeq and is a predicted model, not a curated record. The transcript is spliced from 15 exons. Gene Ontology annotation, biological process: protein ubiquitination; mitotic cell cycle checkpoint signaling; ubiquitin-dependent protein catabolic process.
AAAAAAGAGAAGGGCUUUCUGAUCAAUGGAGGAAAGGGGAGAAUGCUCUGGUUCAGCCAAACCCUCAGAUGAAAUCUGGGCCAAGCUUGUUCCGUCAGACUCGAGAUAUUCAGAUGUUGAGAUAAGGUCAGAUGAAAAAGUAAUAUGUUCGGAGAUGUCAUCUACUUGCAGUGACAAACAUAGCUGGUGCAAAAUAGUAAGGAAUUCUGAUCUAUGUUCUGCCACAAUGGAAAAUAAGAGUUCAAAUACAAUACUUGUUGAUGGGGCUGAGGUAUGCAAUGAUGACACCCUUGUUAUCAAGGAUGGAAGUGAAAUUAUCCCAGCUCCUGAUAGAGAAGGAUUUGUUAGCUACAGAUUUCAUGUAAUGUCUAGUCCAGAAACCUGCCAGACGCAGCUAAAGAUAUGUGUAGAUGUCGACCAUGCAAAGUGUAGCAUUUGUUUAAACAUAUGGCAUGAUGUUGUCACUGUUGCUCCUUGUCUUCAUAAUUUUUGCAACGGUUGCUUCUCAGAGUGGUUAAAGAGGUCAAAGGAAAAACGCUCAACCGUACUUUGUCCUCAAUGCAGAGCAGUUGUUCAAUUUGUUGGAAAGAACCACUUUCUGCGUACCAUUGCAGAGGAUAUUGUAAGAGCUGAUUCUUCCCUAAGACGCACGUCUGAUGAAGUUGCACUUUUGGAUACAUAUUCAUCUGUACGAUCAAACCUUGUCAUUGGAUCUGGAAAGAAGAAUCGAAAGAGGGCCCAUACACCACUGGAUGAUCAAAGUGAUGGCACACACCAUCAGUGCCCACAGUGUGUUACUGAAGUUGGUGGGUUUCGUUGCAAUCAUAGCACUGUUCAUCUCCAAUGUCAAUCAUGUGGAGGAAUGAUGCCUUCCCGUACUGGUUUUGGUGUUCCUCAAUAUUGUUCAGGAUGUGAUAGACCUUUCUGUGGAGCUUACUGGCAUGCGUUAGGGGUAACUGGGAAUGGCUCUUACCCUGUUUGCUCCCAGGAUACUUUAAGACCUAUCUCAGAACACUCUAUCUCGAGAAUCCCUUUGUUAGCGCAUGAAAAGAAUCUGCAUGAACAGAACAUCACUGAAAGUUGCAUUAGACAAAUGGGGAGGACGUUGCAGGAUGUUAUUUCAGAGUGGAUAGCAAAGCUGAACAACAAAGAAAUUGAUACAACACGAAUGAUGCUGAAUCAUGCCGAAAUGAUUACUGCUGGGACAUUUGUAUGCUGUGAUUGUUAUCAGAAGUUGGUGUCAUUUCUCUUGUACUGGUUUCGGAUUUCUAUUCCCAAAUACCUUCUUCCACCGGAUGCAUCAGCAAGAGAAGAUUGCUGGUAUGGAUAUGCAUGUCGGACACAGCACCGCAGUGAAGAGCAUGCUCGUAAAAGGAAUCAUGUGUGCCGUCCAACCAGAGGCUCCCAUGUUUGAUGUUCAUAUUUUUCUUUUAAGUAAUAUCUUUGUUUCUAAUCCUCACCUUUUGAGUUAAACAAAAUGCUGUGUCGGUUAUAGUCUUCUUCUUGGAUAUAGAACUGCUUUUGGCUGGCAUCACUGGCUGGAUUCAUAG